Pleurotus ostreatus (oyster mushroom) is the source of this 2442-nucleotide messenger RNA. RefSeq names its product transcriptional regulator swi6 (gene SWI6). The record is from RefSeq and is a predicted model, not a curated record. The transcript has 7 exons. NCBI's taxonomy places the organism in Eukaryota, Fungi, Basidiomycota, Agaricomycetes, Agaricales, Pleurotaceae. Gene Ontology annotation, cellular component: SBF transcription complex; MBF transcription complex. Gene Ontology annotation, molecular function: protein binding; transcription regulator activity; DNA binding. The coding region runs from base 1 to 2442 and encodes 813 amino acids.
AUGCAGUCGGGCCCCAGAGUCCCCAACCAGCCCCCGGUCAAGAUCUACAAUGCAGUCUACUCGUCGGUACAGGUCUACGAAUGCAUGGUCCGGGGAAUUGCAGUGAUGCGUAGGCGAAACGAUUCCUACGUGAAUGCCACCCAAAUUCUGAAAGUCGCGGGCGUCGACAAAGGGCGCAGAACGAAGAUUCUCGAGAAGGAAAUACUCCCAGGCAAGCACGAAAUCGUCCAAGGUGGCUACGGCAAGUACCAAGGGACCUGGAUCCCCCUGGAACGGGGGAGAGACAUUGCGUUGCAAUACGGUGUAGCGCCACUCCUAUCACCUCUGUUCGAUUUCACACCGAGCACAAAUUCACUCAACUCUCUAAGUUCACUCGGCGUCGGCGGCGGAGCAGGGUCAGCAUCACCGCGUCCCCUCUCCGCGUCUUCUUCCUUCUCUAGCAUCGGUGCCCAGGGGGGAUACCUCAACAACGUCCCUUCCACUCUUGCGCCGCCCCCGAUUAUGCCGGGCUCCGCCUUGCGCCUGCUGAACCAAGGCCGAGCGCAAGGUCUCUUUACGCCGUCUACAUCAGGCAUCAAUGCAGCGCGUUCCUUCCACAACUUCUCGCACCCCCCUCCAUCGCAGACUCCCCCACCGCCCACAAACUCUCUAAAGCGAAAUCGCUCCGACACCGAUGUGGAGAGCAUGCACGUCAAAUCUGCAUCCCAACCACCUACCCUGGAACCUCCACCCGAAAUAGUCAUGUCAGACGCCUCUCGACCUUCCUCUGCCCCCGCUCAAGCCAACGGGGACACCGACGGACCAUCCCCGACGAAACGCGCUCGAACCGAUGCGACAAUCCCGGCCGCUCAGCAACCUCUCCCUCUAUCGUGGCAAGUCCCUAUACGAGACCGUGCGCUCACGCCCGUCGACCACUCAACACCACAACCGACUUCGAACGGUAACUCGCUUCCUACGAACGGCAAAGCUUCUGUGUCAAGUCCGACCCUAGAGGUCUACGACACGCGCUUCUCAACUAAACCUUAUAUUCCACGUAACAUGCACCCCACUGCUCCACUGAAAGACAACCGACGCAUUGCUGUGGUCAACUCGCUCUAUCAAAGGGACGAUCCAACAGAAAUCAUUCGUCUCCUCGAACAGGUGACCCCAGAUACGCCUGGUUUGAAUGUCGAUCUUGAUGUCAUUCUUGAUGAACACGGGCAUACAGCGCUCCAUCUCGCGGCGAGCCUGGCCCGUCUAGAGGUGGUUCAGAGACUCAUCUCUGCAGGCGCCGAUAUACACAGAGGCAACCACCUAGGAGAGACCCCAUUGAUCCGCGCGUGCCUUGCAACACAUAACUCUGACCAACAAACCUUCGACCGCAUAGUCGCGGAAUUGCACGCUUCCAUUCGAACCCUGGACACUUCAAAGAAGUCCGUUGUACAUCACAUUGUCUCUGUCGCGGGAGUCAAAGGACGGGCCAUCGCUGCCCGAUAUUAUCUAGAUCAAAUUUUCUAUUGGAUAGCUAAUCACCAAGGUGGUGAUUUCCGAUCGCUGGUUGACUUGCAAGACGAACACGGCGAUACUGCAUUGAACAUUGCCGCUCGCGUAGGCAGCCGAGGGCUCGUACGCACUCUCUUGGACGUCGGUGCCAACCGAAGUUUAACAAACAAAUUGGGAUUACGACCAGGUGACUUUGGUGUUGAGACUGAGGAACUGAAUGCUGGCCCACGCGCGGAUGAUAUAUUGAAUUCUCUACGCUCAGGCCCGUCUGCGCCAGUGCAGAAAAGCCGAGAUGUAAUUGCAGAUAUGACUACAAUGAUUCAAGGCCUCAGCGCCGAAUUCCAAGGCGAGAUCAAAGCUAAACAAGACGCCCUCGAUGUCACCACCGUCCACCUCCGCGCGGCAACCCGUGAACUCUCUGAACAACGCAAACACAUGCAGCACUGGCAGAGUCGGUUGGGAGAGUUAUCCCAGGUUACUCAACGCAUUCGCAACGUCGAGAAAGCCACGGCGGACGAGGAUAAUUUCGAUUGGACUGGACGCACGGAUAUCAAUGGGGAAGAUGCAAGGGCGACGGCUGGUCCGUCCUUCCAAUGGCGCGGACCAGGAUCGACUAUGAUUGGACACGGGAGCGCGUUGGAGGUACCCUUCAACGUAGAUCCGGAACCUCCUGUGCCGACGACUGAUUCUGUGGCCAACUUGAUUCGGCUGAGAAGGAUGAAACUAUGGCACGCAAGAGUGGAGGAUAUGAUGCUGGCUAGGCUGAAGGGCCUGCAAGGUGCAAGUGCGGAGAAGGAGUUCAUGUGCAAGAAGAUAGUUGCCCUAUGUACGGGGAUACCAGUGGACAAAGUAGAAAGUAUGCUUGAAAAUCUCGUAGUAGCCUUGGAAAGUGAAUCAUCCAUGUCCGAUAUCGGGCGUAUAUCCGGUUUUAUGCAGAAAGUUCGCGAUGGGAUAAUUUAG